This is a messenger RNA of Sclerotinia borealis F-4128, 570 nucleotides long. Lineage: Eukaryota; Fungi; Ascomycota; Leotiomycetes; Helotiales; Sclerotiniaceae. The record is from the annotation of a GenBank genome assembly.
AUGUUUUCACAAAAAGCAACUCAACAAUCGCUGCGCCGGCUUGCUGCUGGGCAGCCAUCACUUAUUUCCCAAUUAGCCAUGAGGAGAAUCGCAGCUCCCGCAGCCAUCGGCGCAUCAAUGCAAACUAGACCAGUAACCACCGAAAAGUUAACCCCCAAAGAUAGCUACAACAUCCUCGUCGAGCAACGAAAACUCCGGCCUACCUCCCCUCAUCUCACAAUCUACCAACCUCAAAUUCCCUGGAUUAUGUCCGCCUUCAACCGUAUCACCGGCUGUGUGCUCUCGGGAGGUUUCUACGUUUUCGGUGCUGCAUACCUUGUUUCGCCUUUAUUCGGAUGGCACUUGGAUACUGCGAGUUUGGUGGCUGCAUUUGGAGCUUGGCCUUUGGCUGCAAAGAUUCUGGCCAAGUUUUCGCUGGCUUUACCAUUCACAUAUCAUUCUUUCAAUGGAUUGAGACAUUUGGCUUGGGAUAUGGGAACGACUUUCAAGAAUUCUCAGGUUAUUAAGACGGGAUGGGCAGUUGUUGGUAUAAGCGUUGCUAGUGCUUUUGCGUUGGUUGCAUUCUUGUAG